Molecule: messenger RNA, 1062 nt
Organism: Pollicipes pollicipes
Lineage: Eukaryota; Metazoa; Arthropoda; Thecostraca; Pollicipedomorpha; Pollicipedidae
Product: ras-related and estrogen-regulated growth inhibitor-like protein
Exons: 5
Coding region: 238-960 (240 amino acids)
Molecular function (GO): GTP binding; GTPase activity
Source: RefSeq, a predicted model, not a curated record
AGACUGCAGCACUCCGUGUGACGCUAUCGUGUAGGGAGCGCGGCGUUCCACGCCGGCCGGCGGCGGCGGGAGACUGCAGGAGCGGCCAAGUGAACAGCACCCCGGGAGAGCGCGAGUGGCCAUGGACCCGGCCGACUGCGAGUGACUGGGACCGGGGAGCCGGUAGUAGCGCUGCGCCGCUGUCCGUGAGGUCAAACCUGGUGACACUCGGAGGAGGAGGUCGGCUGCGGCUGCACCAUGCUCAUCACCAGCCGCUGCUCCUCGCAGAGCAGUGUGUCGACGCUGAGCUGCGCUUCCAGCAGCACCAACACCGAGCUCAGCCAGAACCAAGGCCAGCUGGACAAGAUCAAGGUGCUCGUGCUGGGCGCGCCGGGCGUCGGCAAGACAGCUCUGUGCGUCCGAUACCUGACGAAAAGAUACAUAGGAGACUACAGCUCCAGUGGCGACAUGAGAUAUACGCAUACGGUGACCUUCGACGGCGUCAAGACGGGGGUCGACAUAUUGGACAGCUGCAGGUGCAUGGCGACCGGCUGCCUGUUCAACCACCUGCGGUGGGGCGAGGCGUUCCUGGUGGUGUACUCCGUGUGCGACCGAUCCAGCUUCCAGGCGGCGCGCGGCUUCCUGGAGACGCUCGGCCAGGAGAAGCUGCCCGGCUACUUCACCACCGUCUUGCUGGGUAACAAGCGCGACCUCGAGCACGCCAGACAAGUGGACACAGAGGACGGGCACGAGCUGUCGCUCGCAUACGGCUGUCCCUUCUACGAGGUGUCGGCAGCCGAGAGCGUGACCGGCGUCUCCCUCGGCUUCCAUACCCUGCUGAAGGAGGCCAGGAGCCUGCAACUACUCAAGAUGCUGCCCAUCCGUCGCAAGGCAGGCGUCAACAGCGUCUCCAAGGUCCUCGGAAACAUCUUUGGCAAGAACGGGAAGUACAGGAAGAAACGUCCGUCGCUGAGCAUUUGAGACGGACUUGGCCUGGAGCCUGCCGGGUCAACGGAUUAUGAGUGGCUAGGUCGAAUUCGGUCUGAGAAUGAGCAUUUGGUUCGGUACGUGAUUGUGAGUGUA